Messenger RNA from Corylus avellana, 915 nucleotides. The record is from RefSeq and is a predicted model, not a curated record. NCBI's taxonomy places the organism in Eukaryota, Viridiplantae, Streptophyta, Magnoliopsida, Fagales, Betulaceae.
AUGAAAACAAAUGCUUUGUAUGAAGAAGCAAGAGAAUUGACUUAUUCUGAUUUCCCUUCCAAAUGGGUUUGGCAUAACAAAGACAAGGAAUGGAAAUUGAGGAAGCAAAGAUUAUGUGUAGGAAGGAUAUUCUACUCUCAUCCUGGAAGUGGUGAACGAUUUUAUUUGCAAAUGUUGCUUAACAUUGUUAAAGGACCUCGGUCUUUCGAGGAAAUAAGAACUAUAAAUAGUGUGUUGUACCCAACUUUCAAGGCAGCAUGUUACGCUCUUGGUUUGCUUGAUGAUGAUAAAGAGUGGCAUGAAGUUUUAAAUCAUGCGUCUUAUUGGGUUUCAGGGAAGCAACUUCGUGAACUUUUUGCAACAAUGUUGAUUAUUUGUGAGCGAGAAAGAAGAAUUUUACGAUAUAAUGACCUAUAUCUUAGUGACUCACAAUUACAAGACUAUGCACUUUGUGAUAUCGAACAGUUAUUGAACAAAAAUGCAAGGUCUUUGAGAGAAUUUGAGACAGUGCCAUAUCAUAACACAUUACUUCUUAGUCAAAGUACCAAUAGAUUAUUGCAAGAAGAAUUGGAUUAUGAUAUGGUUGUUUUGGCAGAGGAGCAUAUCAAACUUCUUAAGGGUCUAAAUUAUGAACAAAGAAAGAUAUAUGAUGCAGUAAUUGGAUUAGUAAUAGAAGAAAAGGGUGGUGUUUUCUUAGUUUAUGGACAUUGCGGCACUGAAAAGACUUAUUUAUGGAGAACCUUGAUAUAUCGAUUGCGCUCAGAAAGGAAAAUAGUCAUUGCAGUUGCAUCAUCUAGGAUUGCAGCAUUAUUGUUACCUAGUGGAAGAACUGCUCAUUCAAGGUUUCAGAUACCGAUUAAUGUAUCAAAUAGCUCAACUUGCGGAUUAAGCAAGGUUCACAACUUGCAAACCUAA